This is a messenger RNA of Abrus precatorius (Indian licorice), 1191 nucleotides long. Its product is annotated as MDIS1-interacting receptor like kinase 2-like. The coding region runs from base 1 to 1191 and encodes 396 amino acids. The transcript is spliced from 4 exons. Gene Ontology annotation, molecular function: protein kinase activity; ATP binding; protein binding. Gene Ontology annotation, biological process: protein phosphorylation. NCBI's taxonomy places the organism in Eukaryota, Viridiplantae, Streptophyta, Magnoliopsida, Fabales, Fabaceae. The record is from RefSeq and is a predicted model, not a curated record.
AUGCCAGAACCCAGUAAGUGUUUACUAUCUGGGGAGAUAUCAUUUGAACUUGGCAAUCUGUUCUCACUUCAAAUCUUGUUAGACCUCAGCAGCAACUCUCUUUCUGGGGAAAUUCCUGAAAACCUUGGCAAGUUAGUAUCAUUGGAGAUUCUGAAUGUCUCACACAACCAUCUAUCAGGGAUAAUCCCACAAUCCUUUUCAACCAUGCUCAGCCUUCAAUCUAUUGAUUUUUCUUACAACAACUUGAGUGGUUUAAUCCCCACAGGUGGUGUUUUACGGAUAGCAACUAAUGAUGCCUAUGUUGGGAACUCAGGUUUGUGUGGUGAGGGUCAACAAAAAGGUUGUUCUUUCUGUUGGUAUACCUGUUUGUGUGUUAUUUAUUGGCUUCUUGGUAUUGGAAUCCUACUAUUUCAACGACAAGCCAAACACAACGAUGAAGAGGCUAAAAUCAUCAAAAAAAUUGAUCAGUCGAUUGUGCAGGGAAGAGAUGGAACAUUCACAUUUUCUGAACUUGUCAAGGUCACCGAUGACUCUGACGACAAGUACUGCAUUGGACAAGGAGGCCCAGCAGUGAACCACCACAGCCUUGAGAAUGAGGUAAGAUCACUUACAGAAGUGAGGCAUCGCAACAUAAUAAAGCGCUCUGAAUUUUGUUCUUGGAGGAGACAGAUGUUCCUAGCUUAUGAAUACGUACAAAGAGGAAGUUUGAGGAAAGUACUGUAUGGUGAGGAAGGAAAAUUGGUGCUGAACAGGGCUACAAGGGUGAAAAUUGUGCAAGGAAUAGCACAUGCAAUUUCAUACCUUCACACUGACUGUUCUCCACCCACUGUGCACCGUGAUGUUACAUUGAACAGCAUACUACUGGACACAGAAUUUGAACCUCGCCUUGCAGAUUUUGGCACUGCCAAGCUUCUAAGCUCUAACACUUCAACCUGGACCUCAGUUGCUGGAUCCUAUGGCUACAUGGCCCCAGCACAAACUAUGAGGGUCAUUGACAAGUGUGACGUUUAUAGUUUUGGAGUGGUGGCAUUGGAGAUAAUAAUGGGAAAGCACCCCGGAGAACUCUUGGCUACCCUAUCUUCAAAGCAGUCCUUUUCAUCAACACAAGUGCUCCUGAAGGACUUGCUUGACCAACAGCUUCCACCUCCAACAGGCCAAUUAGCUAAAGCAGUAGUGUUCACAUCACAGUGA